Molecule: messenger RNA, 2364 nt
Organism: Arctia plantaginis
Lineage: Eukaryota; Metazoa; Arthropoda; Insecta; Lepidoptera; Erebidae
Source: the annotation of a GenBank genome assembly
AUGGGAAAAAAUUACGGGGAGCCGGUUAAAUACGAUCCAGAUUUCAACGGCCCGCUCCACAAUCGAUCAUGCACAGACGUUUUUUGGUUAAUACUUUUCAUUGUUUUCCUCGGAGUGUGGGCGUUUGUAGGUUAUUAUGGAGUACACCAUGGAAAUAUACAGAAACUAUUAGCUCCGGUUGAUUCCAACGGAACACGAUGUGGUCUUGAUUCGGGAUUCGAAGAAAGAAAGUAUCUCGUUUUUUUCGACAUCCAAGAAUGUCUGUCACCAUCAACUCCCAUUACUGGUUGUCCCACACCACAGGUGUGCGUUAAAGAGUGUCCAACAGCAACAAUAAAUUUUAAACACUUGACAGAAAGUGAAUUUAAAAUAUAUAAAUCUAGUAUGGUGUGCAAGUAUGAUGUUCCUAUGACUAACAUGAUUCUAUCUGACGCGCUUCGUUACAUAGACGAAAGGAGGUGUGCCGGUAGUGUUUUGAAAAGUCAGCCAGCAUUAUUCCGUUGCAUCGGCGACCUGUCAUCUCUGCGAUGCAAGGGAGACAUGAAAACCGCUUCGCAAGAUGCGAGCUGCUUGCUGAACCCAAGCGAGGCACGAAGUUCUCUGGUGAACAAGGCUACAGCUCUUGACUCGUAUAUUGGCUGGUUUGUCGCCAGCUGUAUGACUUUUUUCACAAGUACGAGGGACGAGCGGGAUACUCAAAUUGUACGUAGCAAUAUAUGCUUUAAUAAUGCCUAUGAAUUGUUCAUCUUCUACAUAAUGGUCGAAGCAGUGCUGGGAAGGUGCAUGGCGGGUUUGAAUGAGUUGAAGUCAUUGAUCAACUCACUAAACAUUACACACUUGGACACUGAAAAGGCGCUCGAAAGGUUCACAGCAUUAAUACAGCUCAAUCAGCUGUCGGGGCAAAUAGUUCACGACCUGGUGGAGUCGCGCUGGUUCUUACUGGGCGCCCUCAUAGUCGUCAUCUGCAUCUGCUUUAUAUACAUUCUGCUGCUGCGGUGGGUCGUGGGUCCUGUGGUUUGGAUUUCAUUAGUUGGAGUACUGGGACUACUUUUAUUUUGUACGUACUUGUGCUAUAAGAAUUACGUGUACUAUCGCGAAAAUGUAACACUACACCAGACGACAAAUUUGAAAGGUUACGUCCAGUCAUUCCUUACCAAAAGUGAAACCUGGAUGGCAUUAGUUGUGAUUCUGGCUAUAAUAGUGGUCAUUCUCCUACUAAUAGUGAUAUUUUUAAGAUCGAGGAUCAAUGUUGCUGUAGCUCUUAUACGCGAAGGAAGCAAAGCCGUUACAGCAAUAAAGUCAACAGUAUUCUUUCCUAUAAUACCGUGGAUCAUUCAAUGUUUCGUGAUUGGUUAUGGAGCGUUGGUGCUUAUGUACUUGCUGUCCAUGGGGGAGAAUGUCUUCAUAGCCGUAUUAAACAACGACACGAACUGUCCCUUCACAAGUGAUUUCAAGGACGGUAUGAGCUGCAAUCCUGCAACCUUUCAAGCAGGCGUCAUGGCUGCUCAAUUAUUAAACCCUGAGCAUUGUAGAAAGGUUGUGUGCCAUUUCACCGGCCUAGACGGCCCCACAAGUGUAGUGUGGUUGCAUUUGGCUAACCUGCUGGGUUUUUUCUGGACAAUGUUCUUCGUUGGUGGUUUGUCAGACAUGAUGCUCGCAAGCACUUUCUCCACCUGGUAUUGGACACGCAGGAAAAGUGAUCUACCCUUUUUCACCCUGACCGCUGGUGUAUAUAGAACAAUACGGUAUCAUCCAGGAACAGUUGCUUUCGGAUCAUUAAUCAUCGCCAUUGUGCGAGUGAUUCGUGUUAUCCUCGAGUACAUUGAUCAAAAACUUAAGAAAUUUGACAAUCCCUUCACUAGAUGUAUUAUGUGUUUCUGCAAAUGUUUUUGCUGGUGCUUGGAGAACUUCUUAAAGUUCAUAAGCAAAAACGCUUAUAUCAUGUGUGCGGUUUAUGGAUAUAACUUCUGUAAAAGUGCUAGAGAAGCGUUUUCAUUGCUUAUGAGGAAUAUUGUGAGAACUGUCGUAUUAGACAAGGUAACAGAUUUCAUAUUCUUCCUAUCGAAGUUACUAAUAUCUAUCGGAGUGGGUGUCGCGACGUACUACCUGCUCGAAUCAAAGUUCCUGCACAACAUUACUAAAAUGCAGAUGCUGCAUUACAAUUACAUUCCCGCCACUAUAUUGAGUAUAGCUACCUACCUCAUUUGUACGAUAUACUUUAAAGUGUACGAAAUGGCUGUAGAUACUUUAUUCUUAUGUUUCCUUGAAGACUGCGAAAGAAAUGAUGGCUCACCGGAGAAACCAUACUUCAUGUCGAAAAACCUGAUGAGAAUUCUUGGAAAGAAAAACAAGAAAUUUGAUUAA